Sinocyclocheilus rhinocerous is the source of this 1798-nucleotide messenger RNA. Its product is annotated as telomeric repeat-binding factor 2-interacting protein 1-like. Gene Ontology annotation, cellular component: shelterin complex. Gene Ontology annotation, biological process: protection from non-homologous end joining at telomere; telomere maintenance via telomere lengthening. The record is from RefSeq and is a predicted model, not a curated record. Lineage: Eukaryota; Metazoa; Chordata; Actinopteri; Cypriniformes; Cyprinidae. The transcript is spliced from 4 exons. The coding region runs from base 161 to 1738 and encodes 525 amino acids. Gene Ontology annotation, molecular function: telomeric repeat DNA binding.
GCGUUUCCUUCUCCGCCUGUUUGCAGAAUUAAAGUCUCUCGUACACGCUUCUCUUCUCGGCGGCGCUGCAGCAGAGACUCUUAUUGUGAAAUAUCGCUUUCACGUGUCUCUCAGCUCAGAGGAUCUUUGGACGCGCCGCGAGACGCAAAUAACCUUCACCAUGUCGAAGGAGGGAAAGGAGGAGGUCCCUGACAUUUCUCCCGUCUUAUUCCUGGACACAGGUGGACAAUCGAUGCGCUUCUAUGUGAGACCCGGCCCAACUAAAACUCAGCUUUACCCUCUGGUAACUAACGGAGGAGGCACUUUGUGUCGCAGUCAAGAGCCCGGAGCUAUUUUGCUGAUCGACCCCGGGGACGCGACUACAGUCACGGCGAGCUCCGGACAAAAGUACAUCUCUACGAAAUACGUCACAGAUUGUGUAGAGCAGAACCAGCAGCUGAAUCUGGACGACUAUGUGAUUAGCGCGGGACCGUCUGUCCAGACGAGGAUGGCGACCCGGCACCAGGGCAAUGGACAGUUGGGUUACUCGCCUGAAGACGACGCAGCCAUCUUGAAGUUCAUGGAAAAGCGGCAACAUGAAGCCAAAGGCAACCUGGUUUGGAAAGAGAUGGAGAAACGGCGCGUGACCGAGCACAGCUGGCAGUCCAUGAGGGAUCGGUUUCUAAAGCACCUCCAGCAUAAGCUCGUGAAGAAGAGUCCCACGAAAAGAAAACUGCUUUGUUUCACGCAAAGCCCUCUGCGUAAGAAGAAAGUCACUCAGAGCUCAGAACCUGAGAGUGAUAGCUUACAAAACUCUCCUCAGAAGUCUGUCGUUGUGUCGGAUUCAUCUGAAACACAAAUCGCCUCCGAGAACAGCGUGUGUCCAGCUGUGAGGACCGACCCUCAGCCUUCUCCAGAGAGAGCCAGUUCUCCUCCAGAUGUGGCUGAUGCUGCAGGUCAUGACAGUCAGGACGAGUCUCCCGUCCCGGUCCAAGAACAAGAAACUCCAGAGCCUGAAAUGUCCAAAAGAUCUGGAUUAGAUGAAGAUUGUGAUGGACGAGACAUUUCAGAUGGACCAAAUGAACAAUCAUCUCCCAUCAAAACAAGACAAACCACCUGCAAGGCCUCCACGCCUGAUUCGAGAAAACUUGGGAUUCUUGCAAAAGCUGCAAGAGAAUUUGAAGACUCAGAUGUGAUGGAUGAAAGUGAAGAAGUAGAAGAAGUGCCAAUCAUGAAGCCCUCAGACGCACGUGAAAGUUCAGCAUCACCUGCAGCAUUAGCUGGGGAACCAGAAACUCAAGCGGAGCAUCUCAAAGCCGCCCAACAGGAAGCACCAGGAGCUUUUUGUCGCUCACCAGCACCUGAGGAAGAGCGUCCAGGGCCUAGCUCCACGGCUGUCCCUGCAUCCUCAUCCCACGUCUUCAUCCUCGACUCCGAGUCACAGGACAAACACGACAGCCAAACGAGAGGAACUCCCUCCAACGACUUGGUAGAACAUGUCGAGGACUUGAUGACAAAGACCAAGAAAGAUCUGGUUGAGGUGACCAAGGCACUGUGGAAAGCCAGUGGUGACCUCGCUAGGGCUCAGGCGUAUCUGCUAGAUGGGUACGACCGUGAGAUUCACAGGCCUGUCUGGACCCAUCUAGAUGAUGAGAUCCUCCUGUUGGCUGACCCAUAUGAACUGGAGCAGCUUCAGUCCAAAUACGGAGAGGAGGAAGUGACCAGGAGAAGAGACUUCCUCACGGCUGGCAUUAACUGAGAGGAUUUGUUUUCUAAAACCAGCAGCUCAACUAGAUGGAACUAGUUACAAUAAUACUGU